This is a messenger RNA of Calliphora vicina (urban bluebottle blowfly), 1659 nucleotides long. Its product is annotated as purine nucleoside phosphorylase. Lineage: Eukaryota; Metazoa; Arthropoda; Insecta; Diptera; Calliphoridae. Gene Ontology annotation, molecular function: purine-nucleoside phosphorylase activity. The transcript has 3 exons. Gene Ontology annotation, cellular component: cytoplasm. Bases 268 to 1326 code for a protein of 352 amino acids. Gene Ontology annotation, biological process: nucleoside metabolic process. The record is from RefSeq and is a predicted model, not a curated record.
AACAAACAUACUUGAACCAGUCAACAUCACAAGAAGUGCUAGCUCUGAGCAUAAGAAAUAUUAUAGAAAAAAAUAACAAACAGAAAAAAUAGAAUUUAUUAUUAAAAAAAAUUAAGUUUGAAGAAAUUCUAGAAACCAAAAAAACAUAAAAUAAUUAACAUAACAAGAUUUUAAUAAAAUAAACAAAAAACUUUUUUUCUUUUAAAUAAUUUAAAAAGAAAUAAAAUAUUUUAAACAGUUUAACUUAUAAAAAAAGAAUAUAACAACAUGACCGGUUUCGAUGUCAAAGGUACCUGUCUAAUCAGCAAAGCCAAAUCCUCUGCCAAUGGCACCGAUACCACAAAUGGCACACGCAAUUCCUAUACAGCCAGAGAAAAUUCCUCUGAACAUCAAACUUCAACCACAAAUGAAUUGACUCCAUCCCAACAAGUUGAAAUGGUGAUAAACGAAGACAAUUACUGCUAUGAUGUUAUUAAGGAUAUUGCUGAUUACCUAUUGGAACGUACUUCUAUAAGACCAGUCAUUGGCAUUAUUUGCGGUUCCGGUUUGAAUUCCUUGGCCGAUAAUAUCACCGAUCAGCAAACUUUUGAAUAUGAAGACAUACCCAAUUUCCCCGUCGCUACCGUAGCGGGUCAUGUGGGUCGCAUGAUUUUCGGUUUUUUGGAAGGUCUACCCGUUAUGGCCAUGCAGGGACGUUUCCACUACUAUGAAGGUUAUCCAUUGGCCAAAUGUUCGAUGCCUGUGCGUGUAAUGAAACUGGUGGGUGUACGCUUCCUAAUGGCCACAAAUGCUGCUGGUGGUCUCAAUCCUAAAUUCAAAGUUGGUGACAUCAUGAUUGUUCGCGAUCAUAUCAACAUAAUGGGCUUUGCUGGCAAUUCACCCCUGCAAGGACCCAAUGAUCCCCGUUUUGGUCCCAGAUUCCCACCCAUGACAAAUGCCUAUGAUGCCCAUCUCAUACGCACCGCUCGCAAAGUAGUCAAAGAUAUGGGCAUUGAGAAUGAUGUCCAUGAGGGUGUCUACACUUGUUUGGGUGGUCCCAACUAUGAGACCGUAGCCGAAUUGAAAAUGUUGCGUAUCAUGGGUGUGGAUGCUGUGGGUAUGAGUACCGUCCAUGAGGUCAUUACCGCCAGACAUUGUGAUUUAACAGUAUUUGCCUUUAGUUUGAUUACAAACAAAUGUGCCACCGAUUACGACAGCGGUGAAGAGGAGGCCAAUCAUGAGGAGGUUGUAUUAGUGGGCAAUUCCCGCCAAGCCAUUUGCAGUCAAAUUAUGUGCCGUGUCGUUAAAGAAAUUGCAGUGCAAUGCAAUUUGACGCCAAAGAAAUAAAGUGUAUACGAGAAUUUAAGGCAAAUAAAAGUUUGUGUUUAGGUUAAAUAUUAUUAGAUUUGUAAUGCGUUUGAAAAAUAUAUGUAAUAACUUCGGUUUUUAUUAAUAUGUACGUAUUUUUAUGAUUUAAAAAAUGACAAGAAAAUAUAUGUAUGUUAAACUAAAUUAGUAGUCAAUAGAUUUGACCGCAUAGAAUGUACUUUAACAAAACAACUACUUUUAUACACGAUUGUUAAAAAAAAGUUUAGUAUAUAAAUAGAUGCGUAGAAAAAAAAUCAAAAACCCUUAAAAAAAUAAUAAAAUAUAUAAAAUUUUCUUAAGAGAAAUAAACAA